Messenger RNA from Labrus bergylta (ballan wrasse), 1135 nucleotides. Lineage: Eukaryota; Metazoa; Chordata; Actinopteri; Labriformes; Labridae. The record is from RefSeq and is a predicted model, not a curated record.
UGGCUGUUGUUUGGAAAAAAAAGCAAUACAGCCUCACCUACUCAUCUUAAUCUCUGUCUGUCAUUCUCUUUUCAGGAAAUCAAACCUCAGAGUCAUUACAACCACGGCUACACCGAGACUGUCAGCCGUAAAAACCAUGUUGACGACUACAGCACCUGGGACAUCGUCAAAGCCACACAGUACGGCAUCUUCGAGCGCUGCAGGGAGUUGGUGGAGGCGGGGUUCGAUGUUAGACAGCCAGACAAAGAAAACGUAACGCUCCUCCACUGGGCCGCCAUCAACAACAGGAUAGACUUAGUCAAGUACUACAUAUCAAAGGGAGCCAUAGUGGACCAGCUGGGAGGAGACCUGAACUCCACACCUCUGCACUGGGCCACCAGACAAGGCCAUCUAUCCAUGGUGGUGCAGCUCAUGAAAUACGGCGCAGACCCGUCUUUGAUCGACGGCGAGGGAUGCAGCUGCGGUCAUCUGGCCGCCCAGUUUGGCCACACCUCCAUCGUGGCCUACCUAAUCGCCAAAGGACAGGACGUGGACAUGAUGGACCAGAACGGCAUGACUCCUCUGAUGUGGGCGGCUUACAGGACGCACAGUGUGGAUCCAACCCGGCUGCUCCUGACCUUCAAUGUUUCUGUCAAUCUGGGCGACAAAUAUCACAAGAACACAGCGCUGCACUGGGCCGUACUGGCUGGUAACACCACUGUUAUCAGCCUGCUACUGGAUGCUAACGCUAACGUCGAUGCACAGAACAUCAAGGGUGAAACCCCGUUAGAUCUCGCCAAGCAGAGGAAGAACGUUUGGAUGAUCAAUCACUUACAGGAGGCACGGCAGGCCAAAGGCUACGACAGCCCGUCCUACCUGAAGAGACUUAAGAUGGACAAGGAGUUCAGGCAGAAGGUGAUGCUGGGAACGCCCUUCCUGGUCAUCUGGCUCGUUGGAUUCAUCGCUGACCUGGACAUCGACUCCUGGCUGAUCAAGGGCCUCAUGUACGCCGGUGUCUGGAUCGCCGUGCAGUUCCUCUCCAAGGCUUUCUUCGACCACUCCAUGCACAGCGCUCUCCCUCUGGGGAUCUACCUGGCCACCAAGUUCUGGAUGUACACCACCUGGUUCUACUGGUUCUGGAACGAUAUCCUUUACU